ACAAUUGCGUAAAUUCAUAGGAAUAGACAAUUGAAAAUGCAAGGCACAGUAGUGGCCGUGGUUAACCUUAAUGUUGAUGGUUUGUGUUGUGUGAAAUGUUCAGAAAUGUUAAAUGUUCUUCAAAAACAAAUAAUAAGGACGUAAACAGUGAUGAGAAGAAUGAAACUGGCGAUGUAAAGAAUAGUGACACAUCUCAAAAUACUAACCAAGGCUCCUCUCUUGACUCUGAUUACUCAGAAGAAAAUUGGGGAUAUGAUUUGUAUCCUGAGAGGAGAGGAAAGUAUCGACCCACACUGAGCAGUAUUUUACUCCGAGGGGAGGGAACAGAAAACAUCGACAAAGUGAAAUGCGAACGGAAUGUGUAUUCGUGUGUGAAGAACAGUCCUCUUGUGAAGCUCAUGCUUGGAGCACUAAAGAGUUCUGGAUGCCCAGUUGACAUCAGACGGCACAUAUCCUGUGAAGUAUGUGACAUUUCCGUUACAGGUGGCUAUGAUCCAGAACUAAACCAGAUUGUUGUCUGCCAAAAUGUUGCACUCAAAGAAGGGAUCGUUCAAGGCAUAUUGGCACAUGAAAUGAUACACAUGUUUGACUACUGCCGCAACAAACUCGACUUUAAAAACUUGGACCACCUUGCUUGUACGGAAGUGAGAGCAGCAAAUCUUACACAUUGCAGCUUUAUGAGUGCAUUCUAUCAGGGCGAUGCCUCACCUUUUAAUAUUAAGGAGCGGCAUCAGGAAUGUGUGAAGAGAAAGGCUGCACAUUCAAUUAUUGCUGUGCGUAAUGUGACAAUGGAAGAGGCUCGUGCAGCUGUGAAUCGUGUUUUCCCAAAGUGCUACGCUGAUCUCGAGCCAGUAGGGCGUCGUAUCCGACGUAAUUCAUACGAUAUGCAUCGUGCCUAUAUGGAAGGGCCUAUGUAUGGGUAUGAACUGUAGUACUAUGUGCUGGGUAGAGCUCUAUCAUGUGACCGUCAUAUUAUCUCCACAUUCUUUGAAGGGAACAACUGCAGUAGUGACUGAAUUGCUGGAAAGCAGUUAACUGUAUACAUUUUUUGUAAAUAUUUCCUUAAAAAUAAAGCAAUAAAAAUAUCCAA
Schistocerca piceifrons (Central American locust) is the source of this 1090-nucleotide messenger RNA. Its product is annotated as mitochondrial inner membrane protease ATP23 homolog. The record is from RefSeq and is a predicted model, not a curated record. Gene Ontology annotation, molecular function: metalloendopeptidase activity. Gene Ontology annotation, cellular component: extrinsic component of mitochondrial inner membrane. Gene Ontology annotation, biological process: mitochondrial protein processing; mitochondrial proton-transporting ATP synthase complex assembly. The transcript has 5 exons. Bases 96 to 932 code for a protein of 278 amino acids. Lineage: Eukaryota; Metazoa; Arthropoda; Insecta; Orthoptera; Acrididae.